AUGGUUUUAUGGCAUGGUGGCCGUGGCCGCCCCAACACCAGACGCACUGUCACUGUGACGGCACUGCGCCCAUGGAGGAGGGGUGCUUCUGACAUGGCGACCAUCAGCACCCGGCCCUGUUUUGACUCGCCCGUUUACUCUUCAGCCUUGCCGCGUCCGAGUAGUGGAACAGUCCGCCUCUCUGCCAGCCUAAGCGGAGCCGGGGGCAGCGGCGAAUCAGCGGCCGGAGGGGUCUGGUUUGUUUUACGCAGACGUGCCGAUCCACGAUCCAAUGCGUCCCAUCACCAAGCCUCCACUCCAGCUGGGAAAACACUGGCCUGCACGCCCGCGACGCACCUCGUCCCUGCAACCUCACGCUUGCGUGGCCCCUCUGAGACGCCGCCUGUUGUGCUGGCUGUGUGCUGCCAUGGCUUACCCGCCUGGCUGAUGAGAGAGAUAGCCGUCCUGGUGGAGCGUAAUCUGGGCAUGCGGUACCAUAUUGGCUCCCUACCAGACAACGCUGAUCGCGAGGCACCGAUCGUGUCUUUGCAAACGGUUGCUCCCAUCGAAACCUUCUUGGCCUCUUGUCCUCGUCGGCCCAGCACUACCAGCGACAUUCAUCUGACAAUCCUAUGGCGCCUUCGCAGUGCGACCCUGACAGGCUCAGCUCGCGACAUGUCAGCCUUUUCCCCGCCCCGUGCUCCACACGCCGUGGCCGGGCCAAAGGUGCGAGAAGACGCUUAUCAAUUGUGUUUCAUGUCUGAAGGAUUCUCACUCGACACCGAUAAAAAGGCCAUUCAACCGUGA
This is a messenger RNA of Bipolaris victoriae FI3, 786 nucleotides long. RefSeq lists its product as hypothetical. The transcript is spliced from 3 exons. NCBI's taxonomy places the organism in Eukaryota, Fungi, Ascomycota, Dothideomycetes, Pleosporales, Pleosporaceae. The record is from RefSeq and is a predicted model, not a curated record. Bases 1 to 786 code for a protein of 261 amino acids.